Molecule: messenger RNA, 648 nt
Organism: Penicillium salamii
Lineage: Eukaryota; Fungi; Ascomycota; Eurotiomycetes; Eurotiales; Aspergillaceae
Source: the annotation of a GenBank genome assembly
AUGAAGUUCUCUACCACCCUUGUUGCCCUCGUUGCUGCCGGCCUGGCUCAGGCCCAGCUGCCUAAUGUCCCCGCUUGCUCGCUUCAAUGCUUCAUCACUGCCCUUGGCAGCGACGGUUGCUCCGAGCUCCUCGACUUCAACUGCCACUGCCAGAAGACCGAGCUUGUCAGCAGCAUCACUCCCUGUGUGCAGAAGGCCUGCAAGAUUGCCGACCAGAUCGCCGUUUCCAACGCCGUCGUUGAACAGUGCUCCUCUGCUGGCCACCCCAUCUCGGUGCCUCCCGUGGUGACUACCGGCGCUUCCAGCGCUAGCACCACCGGAGCCAGCUCCUCAAGCUCCACUCCCGCUGAGACCAGUGCUACCCCUACUGCCACUGCCACCGCUACCGCCAGUGACAGCUCCAGUGUCGCAGAGUCUUCCUCUGCUGAGUCCACCCCUGCCGAGUCCUCCUCCGCCGGCACCACUGCCGUCGGCUCUUCCACCGCCAUCGGCUCCAGCGGCGCUGCCACCUCCACCCCUCUGGGCUCCCAGACUGCCUCGGCUUCGGCCUCGGCUUCUUCCCCUGCCUACACUGGCGCUGCCACCAAUGUCAAGGGUAACCUUGCCGGUGUCGCUGCUGUUGUGGCCGCUGCCGCCUACGUCCUGUAA